AUGAAAGCUGGUAUUCCUCACAGCAAUGGCAUGAGUUCUGGACCUGGUGGACUCAUGUUUGACCCGAAGCCAAUUAUCUAUGGAAUGUUGACAAAGGCACCUCGUUUCUUGUUGAAUUCAUUAGACUCUAUAAUUAUAGGCAUUUUGGCGGCCUAUGUGGUACUGAUUAUUUUUUUAGGGGCGUCAAACUUUUUUAUCCGCAUCUUAGAAAUCGCAUUCGUGGUGGGUGUAGGGUAUGGCCUUGGAUGGUUGUUACGCUUUAUUCUUUCCUAUAGCGAGCGCGUGUUGUCGCCUUCUAGUCAGAAUGGUGAUGAUAAACCCGCCAAGGCCGAAAGUAGUUCGUCAUUGACAACCGCGAGGGAGAAGGAUUCUUUUUCUAUGGCGAAAAGUUCACAGAAACAUUCGUCUAAGGAAAAAGUUGUAGAAAUGGAUUAA
Phytomonas sp. EM1 is the source of this 435-nucleotide messenger RNA. The record is from the annotation of a GenBank genome assembly. NCBI's taxonomy places the organism in Eukaryota, Euglenozoa, Kinetoplastea, Trypanosomatida, Trypanosomatidae.